Molecule: messenger RNA, 904 nt
Organism: Raphanus sativus (radish)
Lineage: Eukaryota; Viridiplantae; Streptophyta; Magnoliopsida; Brassicales; Brassicaceae
Exons: 2
Coding region: 14-904 (296 amino acids)
Source: RefSeq, a predicted model, not a curated record
AAGAGUUCAAGUGAUGUCUUUCUCAUCAGAUGAUGCAGCAGAUAAAUUAAUUGAAGAUACGUUAGACCAACAUGUUGAUAAUUUUAUCGACCAACAAGUUGAUAAUUUCAUCGACCAACAAAUUAACAAGCCGAAGAGACGAGCUUAUAUCGAAAGACAUAGGGAGCAAGGCCACCAAGACCUUUGGAACGACUAUUUCAGUGAAAAUCCUACAUACCCACCAGAAAUGUUUAGGCGGCGUUUUCGAAUGACCAAGCCAUUGUUUCUUUCUAUUGUCGAUCGCCUGAGUAAUGAAGUUCCAUACUUUCGUCAAAGACCAAAUGCUCACGGAAGGUACAGGCUAUCUGCACUUCAAAAGUGUACUGCGGCUAUACGUAUGCUAGCAUAUGGUCAAUCGGGAGAUACGUAUGACGAAUAUCUCCGAUUUGGUGAGAGUACCGCACUUUUAUGUUUGGAGAAGUUCAACGAAGCGAUAAUACAAUUGUUUGGUGAUGAGUAUCUACGAAGACCUACACCAGCUGAUCUUCAACAAUUACUCGAUAUCGGAGAGGUACGCGGAUUUCCGGGAAUGAUAGGCAGCAUCGACUGUAUGCAUUGGGAGUGGAAAAACUGCCCAAGGUCUUGGAGAGGGCAGUACACACGAGGUGACGGAAAGCCGACCAUUGUCUUAGAGGCUGUGGCAUCACAGGAUCUUUGGAUAUGGCACGCAUUUUUCGGUUUACCAGCCACAAUUAUCGUAUGGCGUACUACCUUACAGAUGGAAUUUAUCCAAAAUGGUCAACAUUUAUCCAAUCCAUCCCACUACCUCAAGGUCUUAAAGCUGAGCUUUUUGCUGAAAAACAAGAAUCCGCCAAAAAAGAUGUCGAACGUGCUUUCGGAGUUUUGCAAUCGAAGUUUGCAAUAG